This is a messenger RNA of Scophthalmus maximus (turbot), 1798 nucleotides long. RefSeq names its product leucine-rich repeat-containing protein 10B. Gene Ontology annotation, molecular function: protein binding. The coding region runs from base 306 to 1490 and encodes 394 amino acids. Lineage: Eukaryota; Metazoa; Chordata; Actinopteri; Pleuronectiformes; Scophthalmidae. The record is from RefSeq and is a predicted model, not a curated record. The transcript has a single exon.
AUUAUUAUUAUUAUUAUUAUUAUUUUUAUUACUACCGUUACUAUUACUCCAAUCUUUCUAGAUGUUUGCCACUGUUGAUUUUAUAAUGGAGCUCUACAUAGAUUGACAGAGAGUAACCUGACAAACUGCUGUGCCAUGGCUGCAAGAGUGUUAAUUGGCUCGGACCAUGAUGCCGUUUGCGGCCGCUGGGUUCAACCACAAACCAACAGCAGCUCCCAGGUGGAGGGUUAACGUGUCACAGACACUCACCUCAUCAUAUGACUCUGUCCUGACUGACAUAGUAGUCAGGGGCUGCAGGUCGCAGCAUGGGCAACUCCUCCAGGAAGGGAGAGGGAGAGGAAGACGAGGAGGGGGGAAAGGAUGGCGAGGAGAAAGAAAUCCCAGAGGAGAAGAAAAAGGAAGAGCUGGAGGUUGAGGGAGACCUCCCAAUGGGGGUGGAGGAGUUGUUCGAGAGUGGAGACCCAGUCCUGGACUUGGCCUACCGAAAAUUUAAGCGUUUGCCGUCACGUGUUUGUGGACUGUUGCACCUGGAGAAGCUGUAUGUUUGCGGAAACAGCCUGCGCACUUUGCCGGGCAGCAUCUCCCAGCUGCAGGGUCUGCGUAUACUAGCCCUCGACUUCAACAAGAUGGAGGACGUUCCUCCGGCCGUCUGCCAGCUCACUAACCUCACUCGCCUCUACCUGGGCAGCAACCGGCUGAUGAGCCUCCCACCUGAGCUGAGGAACCUGCAGAGUCUGCGCUGCCUGUGGGUAGAGAGCAACUACUUCCAAAGCUUUCCACAGGAGCUCUACGACCUGCCCAACCUCAAGUCCCUUCAGAUCGGGGACAACCGGCUGAAGGCGCUGCCUCCUGACCUGCCGCGUAUGGAAGCGUUGAGGGGCUUGUGGCUGUACGGGAACCGCUUUGAUUCCUUUCCCAGAGUCCUGCUGCGCAUGGAAAACCUGGAGAUCUUAGACCUCGACCGCAAUAAGAUAUCAAAGUUUCCCAGUCUGAGGCGCCUCACAGCUCUACGCCUGUUCUCCUACGACCACAACCCGGUUAAGGACCCUCCUAAAGUGGGUGAGGAGGUGCUCGUUGUCGGAGAAGGGGCUGCGGAGUUCCUGGAGGCACGUGAGGCGAAGGAGAGGCAGCGAAAGGCCACAGAGGAAGAGGCCGAGGAGUUAGCUCUGGCAGGUGAGGAGCCGGUGAUUCAUGGCAUCUUGAAGAACAGCAGCUCAAAACAAGCUAGAACUGAAGCUGCAGUGACCAUGGAGGAUACAGACGUUAAAGAGGAAGAGCCCCUGGUUAAGGAGGAGGAGGAGGGGCAAGUGGAGCUGCCAUUCACAGAGUACGAUGGAGCUGAACUUGAAUAUGAUGAAGAGGGUGUAGAAUAUGAGACGGAGGAGCUGAUAUGUGAAGGAGAGGGGUUUGAGUAUGAGGGCGAUGAGCUGGAGUACGACAGGGUUCAGAUGGACUAUGAGUAUGAGGAAGAGGAGGAGGAGACAAGAUGAAGGGACUUGAAAAAAAAAACCCCUCGUACAUCCAGUUGAUCUGCAGGAAGGUGGAGUUUUUUUGAAGAAGCUGACACAGGGCAGGGGGGGAAAUUUUCUAAACGUGCUGCUAAUUUCUAAUCCAUUGUUAACUGUGAAAACAAGGUUGGGCAUUAUGAUACUGUAAAAAUGACCAAAUCAGAGCAGGACUCAGAUGAAGUGAGUGUGUUGGUCUUGAGUGUGUAUGGCUAUUUGACAUGAGGGUUGUUUUUUGAGUGUACACAGGAGACCAAGUCUUCCAUUAUUAAAUAUUGACUCCUUCUACGAAA